This is a messenger RNA of Miscanthus lutarioriparius, 438 nucleotides long. NCBI's taxonomy places the organism in Eukaryota, Viridiplantae, Streptophyta, Magnoliopsida, Poales, Poaceae. The record is from the annotation of a GenBank genome assembly.
AUGGCGAGGAUCCAGCUCUACGUCGCCGCGGCCUGCGCCGUGGUCCUCGCGCUCGCCGCCCCGGCUCUCGCCGGCGACCCCGACAUGCUCCAGGACAACCCGCCGCACACGCACCCGCGCGCCACCGAGAUCAUCUUCGUCCUCGAGGGCACGCUCGAGGUCGGCUUCAUCACCACCGCCAACAAGCUCUUCACCAAGACCCUCACCAUGGGGGACGUCUUCGUCUUCCCGCGCGGCCUCGUCCACUUCCAGCAGAACAGGGGGUACGGCCCCGCCGCCGUCGUCGCCGGCUUCAACAGCCAGCUCCAGGGCACGCAGCAAAUCGCCAUGACGCUCUUCGGCGCCACGCCGCCCGUGCCCACCGACAUCCUCGCCAAGGCCUUCCAGAUCGGCAACGGGGAGGUGGAGCACAUCAAGGCAAACUUCGCGCCCAAGUAG